UAUAUUGGCCCAUUAGAUUGGCCCAUUAGACCCCAACAAAGGCCCAAAGCCCAUCAUAUCCACCGCCUCCCCGACGCGACCGACCGAUCUCGGCAUCGCAUCACAGGAGGGGAGAGAGACAGAGGGUGGGAUUGAUCGAAUUUCUAGGGUGCUCCUAUCCUUUUGUCAGUUCGAAUCGAUCAUGGCGAGGCGCAGGGACGAGGAGGACGACGAUAUUGAGCAGGAGGAGGACUACUACGAGGACAGGGAAGUGCUCGACGACGAGGAAGAGGAGGACUUGGAGGAGGAGGAGGAGGAAGAGGAGGAAGAUCGACGCGGAGGGAAGAAGAGGAGAAGAUCGCAGUUUAUUGAUGAUGUCGCCGAGGAGGACGAUGAUGAGGAGGAUGACGACGACGAAGAUUACGGCAGACGUGGACGGCGAAAGCAGAAGUCCAAGAGGCGUUCGGCAUCGGAUUAUUUUGAUAUCGAGGCCGUAGUCGAUAGCGAUGGGGAAGAGGAGGAGGAGGAAGGCGAGGAAGAUUUUAUAGAUAAUGCAAAUGAUCUACCUGAUGAGGAUGACAACAGACAGAUUCAUCGCCGUCCUUUGUUACCUCGGGAGGAAGAGGAUGUGGAUGAUCUUGAAAGAAGAAUUCAGGAAAGAUAUCGUAAGUCUGUUCAUAUUGACUAUGAUGAAGAGACCACAGAUGUAGAUCAGCAAGCUCUUCUGCCUUCUGUUAGAGAUCCUAAGUUGUGGAUGGUGAAGUGUGCGAUUGGCCAUGAGCGGGAGGCUGCUGUAUGCCUAAUGCAAAAGUGUAUUGAUAGAGGUCCUGAAUUGCAAAUAAGGUCGGUAAUUGCACUUGACCACCUAAAGAACUUCAUUUAUGUGGAAGCAGACAAAGAAGCACAUGUCAGGGAGGCAUGCAAAGGUCUUCGAAGCAUAUAUAACAGUCAGAAAGUGAUGCUGGUGCCGAUUAAUGAGAUGACUGACGUUCUUUCCGUUGAAAGUAAAGCUAUUGAUAUUUCUAGGGAUACCUGGGUCAGAAUGAAGACAGGGACGUAUAAAGGGGACCUUGCUAAAGUGGUGGAGGUGGAUAAUGUGAAGCAAAGAGUCACCGUGAAAUUAAUACCGAGAAUCGAUUUGCAGGCGAUUGCCAACAAACUGGAAAACAGAGAAACACCAAAGAAGAAGUCUUUUGUUCCUCCUCCGCGUUUCUUGAACGUUGAUGAGGCUAGGGAAUUGAAUAUUCGUGUUGAACGUAGACGAGAUCCCAUGACUGGUGAUUACUUCGAGACGAUUGAUAAUAUGAAGUUCAAGGAUGGCUUCUUGUAUAAGAUUGUAUCAAUGAAGUCUAUCAGCUCUCACAAUAUAAAACCUACCUUCGAUGAGAUGGAAAAGUUCCGGCAGCCCAGUGAGAACGGAGAUGGUGAUUUGGGCGGUUUGUCUACUUUAUUUGCAAAUAGGAAGAAAGGUCAUUUUAUGAAGGGUGAUGCAGUUAUUGUUGUCAAGGGUGAUCUAAAAAACUUGAAGGGCUGGGUAGAGAAAGUUGAAGAAGAAAAUGUCUACAUCAGACCAGAAAUGAAAGACCUUCCUAGAACUCUUGCUGUUAAUCAGAAGGAGCUAUGCAAGUACUUUGAGCCUGGGAACCAUGUAAAAGUUGUUUCUGGGACCCAAGAAGGUGCAACUGGUAUGGUUGUGAAAGUUGAGCAGCAUGUACUCGUCAUAUUGUCAGAUACAACGAAGGAACAUAUCCGUGUAUUCGCAGAUGAUGUUGUUGAGAGCUCUGAGGUAACGUCUGGUAUUAACAAAAUUGGGGAUUAUGAGCUUCAUGACCUUGUAUUUCUGGACGAUACAAACUUUGGAGUAAUUAUUCGCGUAGAAACUGAAGCUUUUCAGGUGCUUAAGGGAGUUCCAGAUAGACCUGAGGUUAUCACUGUGAGGCUGAGAGAGAUUAAAUCGAAGAUAGACAGAAAAUUCAGUGCACAGGAUAAGUGGAAAAACAUGAUAUCAGUGAAAGAUGUUGUUCGUGUUCUUGAUGGUCCAUGCCAAGGGAAAACAGGUCCUGUGGAACACAUAUUUAAGGGAGUAGUGUUUAUUUUUGAUCGCCACCACCGAGAACAUGCGGGUUUUAUCUGCGCCAAAGCCUUUUCCUGCGUUGUAAUCGGAGGUUCAAGAGCCAACAAUGAUAGACAUGGUGAUUCGCGGUCAAGGUUAGCCAACUUCAGACAAUCUAAUAUACCCCCGUCCCCUCGCAAACACUCCCGGGGCGGCCCACUGAAUUAUGGAGGAAGACAUGGCGGUGGCAGAGGUCAUAAUGAUCCUUUCAUAAAUACCAGAGUAAGAAUCACCCAAGGUCCUUUUAAGGGUUACUGUGGACGUGUUAAGGAAAUUAAAGGCACAUCAGCCCGAGUGGAAUUGGAAUCGCAAAUGAGGGAGGUUCAAGUUGAUCGCAGCAAGCUUUCUGAGAUUGUCGUUUCAACCCCGCAUCGUGAAUCACGAUAUGGUGUGGGAAGUGAGACACCUAUGCAUCCUUCUCGUACUCCUUUACAUCCAUUCAUGACUCCAAUGAGAGAUCCUGGAGCGACACCCAUUCAUGAUGGUAUGAGGACCCCAAUGCGUGACAGGGCAUGGCUCCCUAUGAGUCCACCAAGGGAUGACUAUGAAGAUGGAAACCCUGCCUCUUGGGGAACCAGUCCUCACUAUCAGCCCGGAAGUCCUCCUUCACGGACGUAUGAGGCACCGACUCCAGGUUCAGGCUGGGCUAGUACUCCCAGUGGUAGUUACAGCGAAGCUGGAACUCCACGAGACGUUAGUUCUGCUUAUGUAAAUGCUCCAAGCCCAUAUUUGCCGUCAACUCCUGGGCAGCCUAUGACGCCUGGCGCAGCAAGCUACCUUCCAGGCACUCCUGGAGGGCAGCCGAUGACACCUGGCACAGGAGGUCUUGAUGCCAUGUCUCCUGUUAUAGGGGUAGAUGGUGAAGGACCGUGGUACAUGCCAGAUAUUCUGGUCAAUGUGGUGAGACCUGGUGAUGAAAGUGCAACGGGUGUUAUAAGAGAUGUGCUUCCGGAUGGAACAUGUCGGGUGGCUCUUGGGCCUACGGGCAAUGGCGAAAUGAUCACGGUACUGCCCAGUGAGAUCGAGAUGGUGGUACCGGGGAAAUCGGACAAGGUGAGGAUAAUGGGUGGUAGCCUCCGCGGGCAAAACGGUAAACUGAUGGGGGUGGAUGCCAACGAUUGCAUAGUGAGGUUAGAGGAGAAUCUCGAUAUCAAGAUAUUGGACCUUGGUAUUCUAGCAAAGCUACCUUAGGCAUGCAUCAUGUAAACAGCAAGAAGAACAAAUUAUCAAAUGUCAGUCAAAGAUCUGUUGUACGAAUCCUCCUGCUGUAUAUAAUAAUUCAAUUUGUAUGCGUGGUUUUUGGAGACUAUUUA
This is a messenger RNA of Punica granatum (pomegranate), 3405 nucleotides long. Lineage: Eukaryota; Viridiplantae; Streptophyta; Magnoliopsida; Myrtales; Lythraceae. The record is from RefSeq and is a predicted model, not a curated record.